Molecule: messenger RNA, 1865 nt
Organism: Maniola jurtina (meadow brown)
Lineage: Eukaryota; Metazoa; Arthropoda; Insecta; Lepidoptera; Nymphalidae
Exons: 4
Coding region: 245-772 (175 amino acids)
Source: RefSeq, a predicted model, not a curated record
ACUGUACGAUUGCUAAACUAUGGCUACAGUUGACCACUGUUAAGAUAAAGUACGUACAUUUAUUUAUAUUAAAUUCAAGUAUCGUGUAAUGUCUAUCUACUGAUCCGAUUGAUUGGAUGUUACUUUAAUUGAUUCAAUAUCGUUUAAAUCUGCCAGAUUAGGUUAAUAAUUUGUAUUCGUGACUGAUUGGUUUCAUAUUGAUAAAACACCUGUAUCACUGCUUAGGCCCAGGAUACAUCACCAAAUGGUUAAUUCGAUGCAACUGCCGAAUACGGCAGAAAGCGAUCGUGAGAUAUUACGCGAAUAUUAUUUAGAGAGGAAUUUCUUCACUUCUACGGAAGGCGUUCUAAAGGUGCUAUCAAUAGUGGUGUGCACGGCCUCCUCGGUGCUGUGGCUGGCGGGCGGCGGGUGCGGGCGCGGCGCGCGGCUCGCGGGCGGCGCGUCCGUAGCAUCCGCGGCAAUUCUCGUGCUGCUCUGCGCAGUCGAUGCCCUGCGGCUCGCUGCGUAUGCGCCUAUGACCUACUUCUAUACGGAUAUCAUCGUGUCAACCUGUAUCGGGUUAUGGCUACUCAUAUCUGGCGUGUUGAGUCUAGCGUUCUGUGACGCGCAACGCGCGCUCGACUACGCGCACGGGCCCCUUGCAGUCGUCAACGCGGGGUUAGUGCUGGGCAGCGCAGUGACUACGUACGUGUCGGUGAUCAGGAGAUGGGACGACGCUCGCAGGCAGAGUCCGCGAGCCCCCAGACCCAGCCGGUUUGAACUGGACGUUUAGUAGUCUGAUCGCUAGUUAGAUACCUAGGGUUGUUUCCACUGUGUCGCGCCGCCGCGCGCGACAUCAAAUGUCGCCACGUGCGGCGUACACCCGCAGGCAGUAGGUCAUAGAGGCAUAAAAGCUCUGCUUAUGCUAUUUGUGACAACUUGAAUGCUAUUUUUCAUUGAACUGCUAGUAAAAAUUCGGAAAGACCCGGGAACCCAUCGUAUUAAUAUCCCAAAAAAAAAUCCUACUAUUAUAUGAUUAAUGAAAGAGAUCACGACUCCCAGAAUGAGGAAUAUGAUGCCAUUAAAUAGGUUCCUACCUAAAUGCCUACCCUACCUUCAAACCUUGGGCACGCCACUGCCCGCAGGAGGAUUUGGCAUCUACCUACUCACAUUUUCAUUAAAAUUGUCUUUGCUGCUUAACUUGUGUUUAAUUAUAUACGUAUAACAGUAUUCUAUACUAUUUUUAAAAUAGAAAAAAAUUAUUUAACAAACACUAAAAAAUAAUAAAAUAAAAGUAAAAUAAUAAGUGCACCUGGGGGUGUACCGACACAAUCCUAGUGAAUAGACUUUACCUUAACGGCCCGUGCAGACAACGGAAGAUAAAAAUGGAUCACAGCUGUAUCACUAUGUUUGGAUGUUUGUAGAUCUUACAGUAGGUAAUAAGUAUGAUUUUGUGUUAAUGAUUAAACAAGUUUUGUAUAAAUUGUCUUUUAAUGCAUAGUCUUAUCAAUUUAGAUAUAAUAUAAAAUUCUUUGUACAUCUAUAGUCAUAUUCGAGUUCUAUAUUACAAAAUAUACAAACUAACCACCACCAUACAGCAAUAACACCUAUCAAAGUAGCUGUCAAACUGUGAUGAAUAAUUGUCUUUUUCUAGUCAACAACAGCUUUGGUUUUAGGCUCAGAGCCAUAGUGUACUUUCACUUUGCUCAGACUUAAGUUUCAGUUAAAAUGAGACAGGUUCAUGCCAGAGAUAAAACGCUAUAUCACUUUAACAUAGCAAAGGUGACACAAGUCUGAGCCUAGUUUCCAAGUAUCUAAGUAUUGUACUAUUUAUUUAUGCAAGCAUUGAAUGACUAAGAACAGUAACUAAGAUUCUAUUUUGCAUU